Molecule: messenger RNA, 1192 nt
Organism: Musca domestica (house fly)
Lineage: Eukaryota; Metazoa; Arthropoda; Insecta; Diptera; Muscidae
Gene: THY
Product: thymosin
Exons: 4
Coding region: 183-566 (127 amino acids)
Biological process (GO): actin filament organization
Cellular component (GO): cytosol
Molecular function (GO): actin monomer binding
Source: RefSeq, a predicted model, not a curated record
UUCGCCGGUUAGCUGUUGUUUCGUUUAGAUUUUUUGGAUACAUAAAAUUCCACAAAAAGAUUUUCAAUAAUAACGACGCGCCUCCCGCAAUUGCAAAAAAAAAAAAAAACAAAAAAAAUAAUUUUGAAAAAAUACACAAACCAGCAAAUAAAACAAUUAAUAAAUAAAUUAUAUAAAUAAAAAUGGCUGCACCUGCUCUUAAAGAUCUUCCAAAAGUUGCUGAAAACCUCAAAAGCCAGCUUGAAAGCUUCGACACUGAAAAAUUGAAGAAUGCUAAUACUCAGGAAAAAAUCAUUUUACCUACAGCCGAGGAUGUAGCCGCUGAAAAGACUCAAAAGUCUUUGUUUGCUGGCAUUGAGUCCUUUAAUCCAUCCAACUUGAAACAUACCGAAACGCAAGAGAAGAAUCCCUUGCCAGACAAAGAAGCCAUCGAAAAAGAAAAGGAGAAGAACGAUUUCAUUGCAGGCAUUGAGAAUUUCGAUUCCAAAAAGCUGAAACAUACCGAGACAUGUGAGAAGAAUCCCUUGCCAACCAAGGAGAUCAUCGAGGAAGAAAAGAGAGGUUAAGUCACCAACGUCGUCUCCAUCAUUAAUUCGUCAUAUCUGCGCUUGCGUAAAUGAUGAUUGCCGCAGCGCAGGUGCUGUAGCAAAACUCAACGGCCGUUCCAGUAGCACUUCACCACUCACACUGCAGUACUGGAUGACGUAUUUUUACUCAUUCCUAAUAUCUAAUAUUACUGAAAGACAUACUUUACUUUGUAAAAGCAUUUAUAAUUUGCGUACAUACACAUAUUUAUAUAUCGAAAAACAAAUAACAUUUUCAUACAAAAUUUUAUAAAAAAAACAGCAUGUCUUUUUCUCAUUGUGUCCACCCUCAUCUUUUCACUGUUAAAGAUGUAGCUUUUGUCUGCUUGCUAGUGUUUGCAUGGAGAGCGACCAUAAAUCGCCACUGAUGUUUAUUGCAAUAUGUACGUGACUUCAAUUUCAAUUCACGUUAAUGAUACAUUGUCAACUCCUCCAUGCCAUUCUUGGACACCAAUCACAAAUAUGGCUGCCUCAUGUCAUGUUCUAACCGCAUGUUCCAAAGGGUAAUCGUAGAAUAAAAGACUGGACUUAUUACAUGCGAGGAGUAAAAUACGAUCGAUGGGCCUGUUGAGAUGCUUUUAAUAAAAUUUGUAUUUUUACAUAAAAAA